AUGAAGCAUUCAGACAAAGAGCUGGUGCUCUGCAUUUUUAUGGCAGUUACAUCUACUAAUAACGUUGAUAUUAUAACUCCCAAAUUUACUCAUCUGCAAACAGCUCGAGUAUAUGUAAUUGGCCCAACUGGUAAAACAAAAGUAACGAGGUGUCUCUUAGACGGAGGGAGUCAGUCUAGCUUCAUUCAUCCUAGUUUGAUCGACUUCUUGCAACUGGAAAUCACUAGCUCAGAAAUAUUGAAUCUUCAAGCAUUCGAAUCCAUUUCAACAAACACUGAAACGAGACGGAAGGUCAAAUUUAUCUUGUCAAGUAUUUGGAGCAACUCAAAAAUAAAUAUACAAGCAUUUGAAAGUUCAAAUACUUAUGCCUUUCAUCCAUCUGCUCCCCAACCUGUCUCUUCUUUUGCUCAUAGUCAAAAGUUGAAACUUGCUGAUCCAUCAGACAGCUUAAACGACUUACCUAUAGAAAUUCUGAUAGGUGCUGAUUUUUAUUGGACUAUAGGGCAUACUAAAUCCCCUAAUAGACUUUCUGCGACUCAUGUGUUAAUACCUACACUAUUUGGAUGGAUUCUUUCCGGAAACCGUUCGUUCACUACUAUAGCAUAUUUUUCUGUUUCUUCAGUUCACAACAUCAGCUCAGAAACUUUGGUACGGGAUCUGGACGAUCACGUGAGACGAUUUUGGGGCUUGGAAACAAUUGGCAUUAAAACUAUGCAAGAUAAAGGGAUGGCUAUUCAUAAUUCUGAAAUUUUAAGUGAUUUUCACAAUUCAUUUUGCAAAGUUGAUGGCCGCCGUGUUGUAAAGUUACCAUGGAAACCAGAGGUGAUUCUUUCAUCGAAUAAUUACGAAAUAGCACUCAAACGAUUUCAAAUACUCCGUAACAAACUCUUUACUCAUUCAGACUUAAGAGAUAUUUAUACAGAACAUAUGCAAAAUUAUAUCGAUAACCAACAUGUUGAACUUGCUGAUAAUUGUCCUUGCAACGAAUCAAAACUAUUUUACUUGCCUCAUCAUAUAUUGAAAAAACAAAAGAAUGACGAAAAGAAAUGGCGAAUUGUAUUUGACGCUUCUUCUCAUACACCAGGACAUCCUUCCUUAAAUGAUGCUCUUGAGCAGGGUCCGAAUUUGCUUCCAGAAAUAUUUGCAACAUUGUUACGAUUUCGACUUCACAAAUUCGCAAUCACGAGCGACGGACGUCAAGCAUUCUUGCAACUUAUUUUGGAUGAAGAGGAUAGAAACUGUACUAGGUUCCUGUGGUUUAGGACAGAAAAGGAUGCAAACGGAAAAAUACAUUUGCGAAAUGAAAUACUUACUUAUCGUUUUUCACGUUUACCUUUUGGAUUGACUUCUAGUCCUUUUUUGCUUUCUGCCACUCUUCGUUAA
Molecule: messenger RNA, 1383 nt
Organism: Argiope bruennichi
Lineage: Eukaryota; Metazoa; Arthropoda; Arachnida; Araneae; Araneidae
Exons: 2
Coding region: 1-1383 (460 amino acids)
Source: RefSeq, a predicted model, not a curated record